This is a messenger RNA of Symsagittifera roscoffensis, 5600 nucleotides long. RefSeq names its product katanin p80 WD40 repeat-containing subunit B1-like. Gene Ontology annotation, molecular function: microtubule binding. Lineage: Eukaryota; Metazoa; Xenacoelomorpha; Acoela; Convolutidae. The record is from RefSeq and is a predicted model, not a curated record. Gene Ontology annotation, biological process: microtubule severing; microtubule depolymerization. Gene Ontology annotation, cellular component: katanin complex. The transcript is spliced from 13 exons. Bases 145 to 2226 code for a protein of 693 amino acids.
AGUUAUGAACAGAAGGUAGCUUAGAAUACAUAUCAUGAAAACCACCGUGCUACAAAGAAGAACUGAUCAAAUCCCCGUUUGCAGGGUUAACUGAGUUGAUCUGAACAGUUUUUCAGCUGGGAAAACUACUUAAACAUCGGCGCCAUGAAUCCGCCUAACAGCACAUCUGUGUUUUGGAAACUCCAGGACUUCACAGCACAUAAGGAUGAUGUGUCGUGUCUGUGUCUGGGUCAGAAGACAGCCAAGAUCAUGGCCACCGGCAGUGUAGACCACUCGGUCAAUAUAUGGUCCGUCAACAAGCCACACCGAAUCAUGAAUCUGACCGGGCAGACCUCUCCCAUAACAGCCGUGAAUUUCAACACUAGUGAUGAACUCCUGCUGGCGGGUUGUCAGGCGGGAGUGAUGAAGUUGUGGGACUUACAGGCCGCCAAAAUAAUCCGUACAAUGUCGUGUCACAAGAGUGCCCUGAGGGCGUUUGCCUUUCAUCCCUAUGCAGAUGUGCUGGCCACAGGGGCAGCAGACUCCUCCCUCAAACUGUGGGACCUCAGACGCAAGGGAAUGCUAUACCACUUCAAAUGGCACAAGAACAGUAUCAAUUCGCUUGCCUUCUCUCCGGAUGGGAUGUGGUUGGCAUCCACCAGUGAGGACAACACAUCCAAAAUGACAGAGUUGAAGACUGGAUCCCUCAUUGCAGACUUCAAGGAACACACUGCACCUGUGAAAAGUGGCGUGUUCCAUCCAAACGAAUUCCUAUAUGCCACGGGCAGUUCAGACAAAACAGUGAAGUUCUGGGACCUGGAGACAUUCCAGAUGAUCGGAACCAGUCAGCCGGAUACCCAGCCAGUGAAGUGUAUCUACUUCGAGCAGGAGGGUCGCUUCCUCUUCUCAGCCACAGACCACUCUUUGAAGUUGUUCACAUGGGAACCUCAGACUUCACAGUUGGACUCUCUAGUAGUCAAUUGGGGACACGUGGGCGCCAUAGGGCAGAUAUCCCGCCAGAUUAUUGUGGCCAACCACUCGAAGACCAGUGUAUCUACACAUGUAGUGGAUUUUGAGCGGCUCAACAGCCAGGUAACCAAUGGAGCAGCAGCAGCACAUGUGCCCCCCUCACCAGUGUCACAACAGCAGUCCAGUGUAGAUAACCAGAACAGGGACACCCCACUCAGUCCCCCCAAUUACUCCUCGGGUUCUAGGAAGAACUUCACAAAAGAGAACAAACCACAGAACAGUGUCAACUCUAACGAGAAUGACGACGAAGACAACGUGUCACAAGUGCAGAUCGAGAAUGAAGACGACUACAGAGCUAUAUUCAACCCUAAACUAAAGCUAAACAGAUCGCCUAGCCGAGAUGGACAAAUGUUCAAACCUCCAGGUGCUCCAGAAACCAGUGCCGCCUCCAACAUUUCAGCUUCCAAACCUCAGCCUUCCCCCGGAAACAACGCCGUCAAUCUAGAAGCUAGGCCACACACCAGUUGCAGAUCAGUUUCUCCCAAAGCAGCCAAUCACGUGCACUCACCUAAUGGGCAUGGCGUGAAAGUGGAAAAGAGGGAGUCAGUUAAGCAGAGUAACGUAGGUGCUCAAGGACCACAGAAUAACGAAUUUGAUUCUUCACUGAUCGCAGAGUUUGACCAUAAAAUCAAAGUGAACAAUGUGCAGCUAGAUGCAGUUGGAGACGUGGGUAGUGUGUUGGAACAUGUAGUGGCCAGGAACUGUAGGGGCCAUGACACAGUGAGGGACACUCUAGUGGACAGGAUGAGGAAACUAGACACUAUAAGGACACUACUCACAUCCUCAACUGCAGACCCAUUCAUAUCAUGGAAGAGAGCUUCGGAUGAUGCUGUUGCGUUCUGUGACCAGUCAGUGACUAACGACAUACUUUCAGUCAUUAACAACAAACAGUCAGUGUGGUCCCUAGAUCUGCUGUGUGGACUUCUGCCAUCAGUGAUUGAGCUUUGUAGAUCCAGACACCCACCUUACGUGGCCAAUGGGCUGGCUGCUCUCAAGAUGGGAGUGAAAUUGUUCGGAAGUCUUAUCAAGCAGACUGUUCAGACGGACGUCAAUGGCAUUGACCUGUCACAAGAAGAGAGGAAGAAGAAAUGCGACAAAUGCUAUCGACUCAUUAUGAACUAUCUUCCGGAGCUCCAAGAGAAGAGCAGUUCAUCUUCAGACAGAGACACACAGCCGGUAUUCAGGGAACUGGUUUACCUCAUCAAUUCCAAACUAUAGCCUUUCUCGCUCCAGGAACCACACCAAAUACCAGUGAUCAAAAGCGCCAUUUAUGUGUUUCAGGCGACCAAACAGACCAUAAAUAGAUGAAUGGUUUAUAUGAUGUAAUACAGCGUGACCGUGAUCCAAUCAUGCUUUUAGCCCUGAUUCUACUUAAAAUAGAUUUGUCGUUUUGCUUAUUGUGAAAUUGCCUGAAGACUGGUUAGAGUUGUCUAAAUAUAUUGAAAAAGUAAACGGAAAAAAUAAACGGAAUCGAUCGGUCGAUAUAACUUCUAUCGUAUCGGUCGAUAUAAUAAAUAUUGUCAAAUUUUACGCCCUAAAGUUAAAUUAUUAAGGGUAGCAAUCAAGUUCCUAUCAUGUUCGUUAUUUCUUUGCCUGUAGCUAAAAAAAACUUGGUGCAGAAGAUCCGUCGGACAAUUCCAGGCAAUGCAAGCAAGUUAAUCAUCGGAAUGGAAUGUAUGAAUUUCCAGAAACAAGUUUUCUUGGUUUUUACACUUGCGAAGCAAAGUGUAUUAGUAAGAACUUUAUUUUUUUUCAACUUAAGUCGCAAUUAAAAGUGCUACUUUUGAUGGAACUUUUGAAUCAGUAGGCUGCGGUAGCAGUAUAAUAUCAUAUGUGCUUUGAUAUUUGAUUACUAAAAAGUUAACACAGCUGAUGCAUUUUUAUUUCAUCAAAUGAAUCGAAAAAACUUUGUUUCAAACAGCAGUACAAAGAUGAAAAACUCGUUAUCAGAAAAUUUGCAACUCAAGGUAUCUCGCAGUUUUUUGAAAUGCUUAAUUUAUACAUAAUUUGGCUUUAUGCUUUCCAAUUUAUUACAUGCAAAAGUGUGUCUUUUGUAAUAGUUGCUACUUUUGCUGCAUCGAAUUGGAAAUUUAUUAGCAUAUGUAGCUGGGUUAUUGGUGGCUAGUUAUUAGUGAUUUUAAGCACCCGUGGCUGAUUGGUUAAUGCGUGAGACACAAAUUUGUUAGGUCGCAGAUUCGAAUCGAAUCGUAGCCGAGGUUUUGCUAAUUCGAGGCUUAUUUUUUUUUCUUAUUUCAGUUGAUAGAGCUGAUUUUUGGCCGUGUUCUCGCAAAUGUUUGCGAAGCGCAGCUUCGCAUCUGUGUUUAUCACUCUACCACAAAGAUUAAAGACCUGAUUUUCCCGAUGCACAAACUGCUUUGGAAGCUUCAAGAUCAUUUUAUGGUACUUAUAGUCUGUUAAUUACCCUGACCUUAAGCAAGGGUAUUGCUAUCGGUUACUAGACUUGUUUUCCCGUAGAUAAAUUAAGGCACAGAAUGGCCAAUUGUGAAAAAUUGUAAAUUUCAGACAAUGCUCAAUUUCCUGAAAGUUCAAAUUAAACCCACCUUCAUUUAGGUAGUGAAAAGGUGUACUCCUUUCCGGUGUUAGUUUAUUUCAAUUAAUUUUCUGGAAAAAAUUAUGAUUUUUUAGGAUUCGUGGUUUUCGGCCUAGUUUCCUUCGCUUCGUUUCCCGUUUGCUUAAUUGUCUCUGCAAUUCCUUUUUUGCUCUCCUUUUUCUUUUGUUUUUCAGUCGCAUUUUUUUCGUAAGCUUUUGUCAGCCGGUCUACGUACUGUUGAUUGUCGUUCUCGGAAAAGUCGUGAUCCCUCUAAAGGCGACGAGCAGAGAUGUCUCUCCCGAUUGCAUUAAAAAUUCCUUGGGAGUUUUCUCCGAGUUCAAAGGAGUUAAUCUGGGCGCUGAGUGAAAAGUACUCGUUAUCGAAUAUUUUUUCGCCCGUGUAAUCAAGAGAACUAGAAAACUAAAUCUUUUAUCAAGCUUAAUUCCUUUAAAAAAUUCCCUCAUCCAGAGUUCUCCCAUGGACGUUGGUUGGCACUUGGCCUGUCAUGCAACAUAGAUGCUAGCAACUUAUAAAACCAACGUCCCCAAUUUCUUGCACCUCGCAACUCCUCGCCCUGCGCUGCCCUACCCAGCCUCUCCCUACCCUGCCUUGCCCCUCCUCCCUCUGCGCUGCCCUACCCAACCUGCCCCUCCUCCCACUACCCUACAUUGCCCCUCCUCGCCUUUCCCUGCCUUACCCCUCCUCGCCCUAGUUUGUCCGACUCAAAGGUGAUUGUUAUCGGUGUCCUUUAGAAUUAGUUCAUAUAAGUUAUGGAAAUACUUUACUGAUACUGAGUUUUCAAGUUUUGAAUGACUCUAAAAGAAAAUUACGAUAAGUUUUUAUUUUUUAGAGAAAGAAAUAAGAAAAAGAAUAGAAUAGUUAAGUCGUUUGUUUGGGAAAAAGAAAUUAGAGUCACUAAAAAGUGCAGGCAGGCUCAUCCGAAACAAUUUUUGUUUGGUUUUCCCUGCACCUGCUAUUAGACUUCAGUCUUCUUUUAGUCUCGUACCCUCCUUUUGAUCAGGAGACAGGUAAUUGCAUUUUAUCGAUUUUGUAUAAUUAAAAAAAUCAAUUUUUACUUUAACUGGAGAUUUUCAUAAUAUUUCCACCUGCUUUAGGUGAUUAUUCAGAGCAGUGGGGCAUUCAUUUUUUUCAAAGCCAAAACAAUAGUCACACUCCGCCUGACUGGAGUCUUUGAUGAAUAUUAAGUUCCCUCGGUCAUCCGUUAAACUUUAUUAAAAUUCUUUGCAUUUUUCCAAGGUGAAUAAAACUGAAAGUAUAAAAAAAAUUUCAGAAUUUGGAAAGUUAGUUAUUUGGAUGUUUAAACUUUAACGUCAAGUCGUUCGGUUGAAAUCUGAAUCGAAGUUAAAAAGGCGUUCUUAUCCUAAGUCGUGUGUAGCUUUUCCAAUACUACAAACGGGGACCGAUCGUUUAAGAGAACAAUCUUUCAGCAUUAAAAGUGAAAAUUGAGUCUUUUAGCAGACCAGCGAAAUAUAAUGAUACAUGAUUGAUUGACAGACUCAAAUUGACGCUCAGUUUGGGGCCAAACUUCCCCAACAAGACAAUUUUUUCACGAUUUUGUCAGCAAAACUACCAACUUCAAAAACACAACAGUCUAAAUUAGCGGCAAAACGAAGAUUUACGCACACAAUAACACUCGUGUUGAAUUGAAGAGCAGACAAACAAGCGGUCGCUAAUCGCCAAUGCCGCGUUUGAAGUUAGCUUUCUGAGUUUAUAAUUGUUCUGCUAAAACCGGUCUUCUAAAAUCCCUAGUAUCACAAACGUAUUUUGCUGCUGGUUAUCUAAGAUUACUGUUUGCGUGAAAUUAGUGUAUGGCAAAGUUCUACAGAUAGGUGGUUAAGGCAAUGACUCUUAGUCGAGAGGUCCGAGUCCUUUUUCUCAGAAUAUUUUUGUGUUUUCGGCUUACAUUUAUCUUUUUGAAAUCGUUUUGUGAAUAAUUUUUGUCUGAUUCGACGGCCGAUCGCAAGUCCGACCUAGUAUUCUGUUGAAAUUGCUCACUUAAUUGAUUUGAUUUUUAAUUAAA